This is a messenger RNA of Habropoda laboriosa, 1914 nucleotides long. RefSeq names its product cytochrome P450 9e2 (gene Cyp9c1). Gene Ontology annotation, molecular function: iron ion binding; monooxygenase activity; oxidoreductase activity, acting on paired donors, with incorporation or reduction of molecular oxygen. The transcript has 2 exons. The coding region runs from base 186 to 1718 and encodes 510 amino acids. The record is from RefSeq and is a predicted model, not a curated record. NCBI's taxonomy places the organism in Eukaryota, Metazoa, Arthropoda, Insecta, Hymenoptera, Apidae.
CUUCGUUCAGGAUUCACGGUCGCAAGCGUGUCAAAAAUUUCUCAACCACUCUAAUUACUCCUUUCGUCGGAAAUCGACAUCCCCCGGCAUAAGAGAAUUCUGAAAUCGCGAAAACAGAGUGUCUGUGAAAAUGAAUUAACUUGAGAUCGGGAAAAAUUGCUCGAAUCACCUAAGAAAAAUCCACCAUGUGGACCAUAAUUUUGGCACUGUCGGCCGUGGCUCUCGCUGCCUACUACCUCUCGGGAUUCGGCAAUCCGUUUAAAAAACACGGAAUUCCGUACAGAAAAUCGUUGCCUAUCGUGGGCUGUUCAUGGGACUUGUUCUAUCAGCGCGAAACUGUCGCGGACAUAAUGCAAUACAACUACAAUCUGCACAAAGACGCGAAGUACGUGGUUUACUACGAGUUCAUGCAACCUGUAUUCGUGAUCCGCGACAUCGAACUGAUCAAAUCGAUCACCGUGAAGAAUUUCGAGCAUUUCGUCAACCAUCAAACCUUGAUCACCGGUGAUUCCGACCUGCUAUUCUCCAAAAAUCUGUUUAUCCUGAAAGACGACGAGUGGAGAAACCUGAGAAACGCCGCCAGUCCGACGUUCACCACCAGCAAAAUAAAAUCCAUGUUCGUUCUGAUGAACGACUGUGCCAAACGAUACGGAGAGCUUCUGUCGAAAUUACCGGACGACAAGAAGGUUCUCGAAUUGAAGGACGUGUUCACGAGAUGCACCAACGACAUAAUCGCGAGUUGCACCUUCGGCAUCAACGUAGACUCGAUGACCGAUCGCGAGAACAAAUUCUACGUUUACGGUAGACAAGCGACGAAUUUCGGUAGAACUAACAUAAUCAAAUUCUUCAUGGCUAGACACUUCCCUUUCCUGUACAAAUUAUUCCGUAUCAAGAUUGUCGACCCGAAGAUCGAGAAGUUCUUCAUGGACGUGGUGACCGAGAAUAUCAAAACGAGGGUGGAGAAAGGUAUCAGUCGACCGGACAUGAUUCAACUGCUGAUGGAAACGAAAGGUAAAGAGCUGACCGUCGAGGACAUAAUCAGCCAAGUUUUCAUCUUCUACGUCGGAGGUCUGGAGAACGUGUCGACGAUGAUGUGCUUCGCAGCUCACGAAGUUGGGAUAAAUCCGAAGAUUCAGAAGAAGCUGCAAGACGAGAUCGACGAUGCUUUGGCGAAGAACGACGGUGAAAUCACGUACGAAGCCAUGAACGGUAUGAAAUACUUGGAUGCUGUGGUGAACGAGACUCUGAGGCACUAUCCGAUAGCCGCUGUCACGGAUAGAAAAUGCACGAAACGGUUCGAAUUGCCGCCAGCUUUGCCUGGUUUGAAACCAUUCGUGGUCGAGGAGGGAAGUUACAUCCAGAUACCGAUCUACGGUCUUCAGCAUGAUUCGCAAUACUUCGAGAACCCGGACACGUUCGAUCCGGAACGAUUCAUGGACAAAUCGAAGAAGUUCAAUUCUGGCGCUUAUUUGCCGUUUGGACUGGGACCAAGGGUAUGCAUCGGGAACAGAUUCGCGCUUUUGAAGACGAAGGUUCUUCUGUUCCAUCUUUUCGCUAAAUGCACGUUGAAACCUUGCGAGAAGACGCGUAUACCUCUGCAGUUGACCAGAUCGGCGUCUGCCAUGAUAGCAGAGGACGGAUACUGGUUUCAAAUUGAACCGAGACGCGAGAUAUGUCCUGUGCACGUUCAUUCUGACAGCGGUAGCAAAGUUUAUUGAAUAACGAGUUCCUCGGUCGGUUCUUUACAUUUAGGGUGUGACAUGAAUAUUUUCUUUGUAUCUAUGUUGCUUGCGGCCCUAGCACCAUCGAAUUGUUAAUGCUUCGAUUGUAAUUUUCAUUUUAUGCUUUAACUGUGUUUUUGCAAUAAAAAUUCAUCAAUUCAUUGGUACGUUGUGCUGUCCUGAAUAAUUAACU